Messenger RNA from Dermacentor silvarum, 2103 nucleotides. Its product is annotated as elongation of very long chain fatty acids protein AAEL008004. The transcript has a single exon. Gene Ontology annotation, cellular component: endoplasmic reticulum membrane. Gene Ontology annotation, molecular function: fatty acid elongase activity. Gene Ontology annotation, biological process: fatty acid elongation, monounsaturated fatty acid; very long-chain fatty acid biosynthetic process; fatty acid elongation, polyunsaturated fatty acid. Lineage: Eukaryota; Metazoa; Arthropoda; Arachnida; Ixodida; Ixodidae. The coding region runs from base 219 to 1061 and encodes 280 amino acids. The record is from RefSeq and is a predicted model, not a curated record.
UCCGAGCGCAGCCUGUCGCCUUCGGAAACCGCGCGGAGACAGGAGGAGGCAUAGAAAAAGAAAGCGCUCCUCUGGUGCCUGCCUGCCUCACUGACAGCCAUUAGUGUACACGACCGGGCAGAAGAGAGAAGCGCGUUUCGGAACCGAGACCGAGAAGGCAGCGAAAGUGAGUGUCGUCCUCGUCAAUAAUCUCGGAGUGAGUGAAGCGCGAAGCAGGCAUGGCUUCUUCGGCAACCCUGACAGCGGGCGACAGCAUGACCGCCGAACCGUUCCUGAGACGGGAUCCCCGCACCAUCGAAUGGGCACUGGCCGGCAAUAAGCAGUUCCUCAUCAGCCUGUUCGUCGCGUACGUCUACAUCGUCAAGGUGGGAGGGCCGCGGUUCAUGAAAGGCCGCAAGCCGUACGAUGGCAUCAAGCCGCUCAUCAUCGUCUACAACGCGGCCAUGGUCCUGCUCAACUGCUACUUCGUGGUGGCCUUCCUCUCCAAGUCGUACCUGGGCGGUGGCUACAACCUCCUCUGCCAAGGCAUCAACUACGAGGCCCGCGACGAGGUUACCAUGAGCAUGCUCACCCUCUGCUGGUGGUACCUGAUGGUGAGGAUCGCCGACUUUCUGGACACCUUCUUCUUCGUGCUCCGCAAGAAGGACUCGCACAUCUCCUUCCUGCACGUCGUGCACCACAUCUUGGUGGUCUUCAACGGCUGGUUCGGGCUCGCCUACGGUCCCGACGGCCAGGUCGCGCUCGGCGUCAUCCUGAACAGCUUCGUGCACGUGGUCAUGUACAGCUACUACUUCCUCUCGCUGCUCGGCCCGUCCGUGCAGAAGCACCUGUGGUGGAAACGCUACCUCACCCAGUUCCAGCUCGUCCAGUUCGUCAUGAUUUUCCUGCACACACUGGUGCCGUUUUUCAUCAGCUGCGGCUACCCGAGGCCGCACACCUACAUCAUGCUGUGCGAGGCCGUCUUCUUCUUCGCCAUGUUCGUGCGCUUCUACCUGAAGGCCUACAGCGACAAGAAGGGUCCCAGCAUAAAGGGCGAAGCCGUCAAGAACAAGGCUCACUAAUAGUUUCGACCCGCACGUUAGUCCCACCAAGAUUUGGUUUGAAUACAGAGUAGCGCCAAAAGAGGUCGACCUACAGAGAGAAACGACAAGUGGUAACGCUGCGUCUUUUGUUGUUCUAUUCUGUUUACGAACUCACCUCUCCAUCCUGUGAUAUAGGCGAAAGACUGAAGCACUGUUUUGUUGCCAUCUCAUGGACCAUUUUCUUUAGAUUUGUUUUUUCAACGAAAGAAUAGCGAAUCUCACGCUCUUCGGCUUGAACUUUCAUUCGUAGAUUCCAGUUACUGGCACUCAUAUAGCGGUGGCAUUGGAAAAGUUGUCGUGUUACGCUGCAGGGUGAGAAAUAUCAAGAGCAUUCGUUGGCUGCUAACAGCUCUCGGGCGAAAGAAGCGAUCUAAUUGCAUCCGCAACUUGUCAUGUUGGUGGUGGCAUUUAGUAUACGGUGUCAUUUCAAUAAGGUCGCCACGUCCCAGUAUUUCGUCAAAUAGUCAUCACAUCAUAAUAUCUCAAAAUAAGGCCGAAAUUUAAACGUCCGACAUCGAGGCAGCGUCCGUUUCGCGAUUUCUUUCACAAGAACGCGUAUUUACUAUCAUUUGUGCCUUCAGAAUGGGGCUCCAAGCCACGAGCAGUUCCGGGCAGAGUCAUAUAGGAGCACGCCUCGAGCUGCCUUAACGUUUGCGUAGCCUUCGACCGCAAACGCGAAGUCUUGUGAAACCCUGCUUCCAUCUCGGAGCGUUACAUUUCCAUAAGAGCGUCGUUCUCAUUCUCGCUGAACCAUGAUUCAACGACGUUGGUAGGACGAGAGGCAGUCGGGAGCUAAGUUAUGUAGGAAUGUUGUGUCAGAACGAAUGCCACGAUAUUUAAUGUUGAUUUUUCACGUUUUGUGUGCGCCAGAUGCGUAGACGUCAAUCCUGCGACGCGGUCGUCUUUUUAACGGCUGCUCAUGUAUUGUUACAUUUUUGUUGUUGUUACCGUAUUGUUAUUGUUUGUUGUACAUUUCCUCCCUUGCACUGGUCACUUCAUGUUGUAAAUAAAGUAUUUUUGU